Molecule: messenger RNA, 801 nt
Organism: Fusarium tjaetaba
Lineage: Eukaryota; Fungi; Ascomycota; Sordariomycetes; Hypocreales; Nectriaceae
Exons: 2
Coding region: 1-801 (266 amino acids)
Source: RefSeq, a predicted model, not a curated record
AUGUCGUCUUCAUCCCAGCUCAAUCCUGAGCAGGCACAAGUCUUAGAUAUCGUCCGUGGCUUCCACGAGUAUUUCAGUUCUCCGCCCCCAUUCAAAGAAGGCCAUCAUUUCACCCUACCCCAUGGCCUAAUCACCGUUCCUUUCCCACCAGAGAUAGGUGGUCUCAAGACAGAACGCUUUGAUGAUAUGUAUGAGCGCGUUGGUAGAUUGCUCGCUAAACAACAAGAGUCCGGCUUCAAACAUGAAUUGGCAGAACCAGGUGCGGAGGUAUGGGUAUCUCAAGAUAUAGCUGCUGUGUUUGUGGGUUGGUCUGCCUCCAUGGAUGCCCGUGGCGAGUUUGUCCACACUGCUCACCUGUGCACCCUGCACCGUCAAAUCCUGAGCGACGGAAAUCCAUGGCGUAUUUCAGCAUUGGUUGAUAUGAUGCAUUUAUCACCUGAGCAGCCAGUGCCGUCAGUCGAGACAGGCCCAGUGUCAGAGAUCAUCGCUCCAUUCCAAGAGUUUCUUGCGAGCAUUAAAGCUCAAGACUGGGAGGCGAGCCGUGCCCUGCUAUUACCUGGUGCAGGGGCUACGAUAUCGAAAGAUGGUCAUGCACCAGAGACAUUCAUGUGGCCGGAAUUCAUUGAGCAUCUACAGCAAGAAGCUCAGAGUGAACCGAAAAUUGAGAAGCGGCUUCUUAACUGCGAGGCACGGCGUUGUAGCGAUCUAGGCUUCGUUUGGGCACCGUUCGUGGUUCAGGUUGAUGGUGUUGAGAUUUCACAUGGAUCUAAGAUAUCUCCUCAGGUCGACAUUUAUGGAUAA